Molecule: messenger RNA, 738 nt
Organism: Penicillium nucicola
Lineage: Eukaryota; Fungi; Ascomycota; Eurotiomycetes; Eurotiales; Aspergillaceae
Product: GNAT family N-acetyltransferase
Exons: 1
Coding region: 1-738 (245 amino acids)
Molecular function (GO): acyltransferase activity, transferring groups other than amino-acyl groups
Source: RefSeq, a predicted model, not a curated record
AUGGAUCACGGAUUACGUAUCGAACCAAUCAGCCAAGCUGAGGAUUUCACCCAGGCUUUUCACUGUGCAAGCGAAGCUUUCGGGCGUCAAGCCAAAGAUGCUGUCUGGAUGUGCAUGAACCCAGACUGGGAAAAGCCCGCAGGAAUUGCGCGUGGAGCUGCAGCAAUGGUUUCUCGUUGGUCCACCAUUACUCAGAACCAAGAUGGCCUUCCCAACACCGUUUUCCUCAAAGCUACCCUCCCCAACUCCGAGGGCGGCCGUGUAAUCGCCGGGUGUGCCAUUUGGGUCCAGGCUUCAGCCGUCGAAGGUCAUGGUGAUAAGCCAGCAGAGAAUCUUGGUGAAGCCUUACAGCUGGAAUCGCUCUACCCCGGAAAUGAAACAGAACAGCGAUAUAUCACACAAGUGAUGAGUUCAUUUUUCCGACGCCGCAAUCAGGUUAUCCAAGAAAAGGCGACCGCCACGCCGCCCGCAGUGAUGAUCCUGGAUAUGUGCGUCGUCGAUCCAGCCUAUCAGCGAAAGGGCCUCGCACGAGCCCUGGUGCAAUGGGGUCUUGAUGAAGCCCAGCGACGUGGCGAUUUGGAGGCUAUCACAGAGGCAUCUGCCAUGGGCCGACAUGUAUACGGUCAGAUGGGCUUCAAGCCUGUCGGCACUGAUAUUGACUACAUUGUCGAUCCGGAGUUUGCACACCGCGACAGGCCUGCCAAUCUAUUCAUGCGAACCCGUGGUGGUAAUGUAUAA